Messenger RNA from Quercus lobata, 2687 nucleotides. RefSeq names its product F-box protein At2g32560-like. Gene Ontology annotation, molecular function: protein binding. NCBI's taxonomy places the organism in Eukaryota, Viridiplantae, Streptophyta, Magnoliopsida, Fagales, Fagaceae. The record is from RefSeq and is a predicted model, not a curated record. Bases 1124 to 2326 code for a protein of 400 amino acids. The transcript is spliced from 5 exons.
CUUGAAAUUUUGUACAAAACCUGUUUGCUAUUUUGUCUUAAGAGAGAAAAGAAACAGAGAUUAUUUAGAGGCCUGUGGGUGGAGGGGGAUUUGAUUGAAUUGAAGAAUUUAUUUGCUGGACUGAGGUGUGAGAGGGACCCCACACUUCACGUCCAUCAUCAUCUUCUUCAAUCUUCAUAAAUCUCUUUUGGCUUCUCUUCCUCCUCCUCCUACUACAAAGCUCCUCUUGUUCUUGUUGUCUUCUGGUGUCUUUUUCAUUAGUUUAAAGUUUAAACAGGUCUUGUGGCGUUGGGUGCACCUAAUUCUGCUUCAAUCCCAACUACCCAGAUUUGUUUUCCACCUUAUUAUUGGCAAAACAUCAUAUUAUUUACCAAAGAUCUUGUUUUUGUUGUUUCAAUAGCAAUUCAAAGAUUUUGGAGAUACGGGUCUUUGUAUCUAGACUUAUCUUGGUAUCAUUUUUUUUUUUCUUGGGAUUCAACGAGUUCCAUGUGUCAGAUAAAAAACCCAUAACAGAUCUGAGUGAGAGUGCCCCACCUUCAUUAGGUUCCUGGUUCAUUCAAUACAACCCAAUUUCACUCUUUAUCCCCUCUCUUUGUAUGACAGCUGUUGAACUUGUCUGUACGGUUGGGUUCUUUACUUGGGGGGCCUUAUUUUUCUUUAUCCAAAAAAAAAAGGGUGAAGAAGCUCUUAACUUAGCUUCUUUUGCUUUUUAGAUAAAGAUUGGAUUGGCUAAGGUGACUUCCUAUGCAUCAAAGUUUAGUCCUCUGAAAAAACAAAAAAAAAAAAGAAAAAGUUUAGUCCUCUGAGGUGUUCAUGUUAGUUGCCCUCUUUUAUUCCUGAUUAGACUUUGACAAGGAGGCCCACCUCUGGGUUUGGUGGGCUUUGGUAGAACCAAUAAAAACCCAAUCUGUUGUUGAAAGCUUUUUGAAGAUCCCACUUUGCUUUCUUCUUUUUUUCAAGGUGGUUGAGACUUGAGAGAGAAAAUUUGAGUUUUUUUCUUUUGUACUAUUACCCUUGUGUUUUUUUUUUUUUUCCCCUCAGUAGGUUCCUCCAUUGAUAAUUGCCAUCAUAUUCAUUUAUACGCAACCCGUUUUUGACCCUUAUUAGUAGUCCCUCUUUCUAAAUGGUACUUUGCUUCUUGAUCACUUGCUUCUCCUUCAUCCUCUUUAUAAAGUCCCUACCUCUCAAGCCACUCCCACCAUGGGCUAAUGAGAUGAGACUGUUGUCCUUCUGGUUUUGGAAAGACUUACCAUCAUCCUUUCCAAUAUCCCAGUUGAUAAACAAUAGCCUGUCAAGUUUCUAUCUUUCUCUAAUCCCACCUUACAAAAUGUCUUUGAUAAAGAAGAGCCUAAGUUCCAAAGUUGAGAAUGUAGAGGAAGAAACUGCAGAGAUGUCAGUGUUGGACUUGCCAGAAUUGGCCUUGGAACGCAUUCUUGAGAUGUUACCACCUGCUUCACUAUGUACCAUGGCUGGCGUUUGUACCUCUUUGAGAGAGAGGUGUAAAAGUGACCACCUAUGGGAGAAGCACAUGAAGCAGAAAUGGGGCAGAGUAGUUGGUGCAGCUGCUUACAGGAAUUGGCAAUGGCAUAUUUCUUCUAAAACAGAUUCAAACAAUCUCAAGCAAGGCAAGCAGAAGGGCCUGAUAAGGCUUCUAUCUCUCAGCUGGCCUGUUUCAUGGUUUAGAUCCAAAGUUGAUGAUUGUAGCAAACAGAGAAGCUCUUUGCCGGUUGAUUCAAUCAUGUCUUGGUAUCUUGCUCUGGAAACUGGCAAGUUCUGGUUUCCUGCUCAGGUCUAUAACCGUGAGAAUGGCCAUGUUGGGUUUAUGUUGUCAUGCUAUGAUGCUGAACUUAGCUAUGAUCCCCGCACUGACACCUUCCAAGCCAGGUAUCCACCUCAUGGAAGGAGAGCAAUUGCCAUUGAGAAUGCCGUGCCAUGGGAAAGGCUAAGAGCACCACCUGUUGAAACUACUCCUCAUGAUCUUCAUAGCUCUGACUGUUUGAAUGAGUUGUGCCCGGGUGAUCACAUUGAGAUUCAGUGGAGAAGAAACAAAGAGUUCCCUUAUGGUUGGUGGUAUGGUAUUGUAGGUCACUUGGAAUCAUGUGAUGGAAAUGAACUUUACUGCCGUUGUCAUAUUAGUGACACUGUGGUGCUGGAGUUCAAUCAGUACACCCCUGGUUCACGGUGGAGACAUACAGCCAUUAACAGGAAAGACCACAGGGAAGAGGGGAAUGAGGCAGAUGGGUUCUAUGGAGGAAUCAGAAAGCUUAAGAACAAGGAUGAAAUUUCCACUUGGAAGCAACUUUGGCCUAAAGAAACCUUGGAAUAGUAAGCUUUGUAUGGAAAGGGUUACUAUACUCAACAACACUUUGAAUGUAGAAGGCUAUUCUUCUGAAUCAAGUGAAUUAUCUUUACAAAAGUGGAUGCAAGAAGUUGAAAAUCAGCUUUUUGAUCCAGUUGCAUGGAUGUGGAGGACAUGUUCCCUUUUUCUAUCAACAUCAUUUUUUUGGGAGGUUUCAGGAUGCAAUGCCAAAUCAGUCAUGUAAAUUACCUUCCAUUUAUGCCAAAUUGAUGUACAAUAUUUACCCCCACGAUAUGUUGAACUAGUAGAUAAUCUUCCUUUUUAGUUGUUGGAACAACAAAACAUAAGAAAUUAUUAGCUUUGAAAUCAUACAACAUUCAUUUCCCCA